UCAAAUAGGGCUGGAGGAAAGGAAGGCAGGAGAGGAGAAGAGAGGAGCCGGAGAUGAGAGAAGGUUAGAGACACUUGGACACCCUGGAAGAUACUGGGAGACACUGGAAAGUAGAGUCGAUAUAAAUUUCCAACCCCUGAACCAGCAUUUAAUUUAAGGUUCGGAUUGGAGACAGACAGAGAAACGGGGAACACCGGGAACAUCCGAGCCAUCCGGCGUCGGCUGGAGGACUGAAAAAAACGAAGCCCUGUAGAAGCCUGCAUUUCUAAAGCAUCAGCAAGAGCGUGUGACCAGCACUCAAGAUCUCCCUACAGACCUUCAGCAUGAAGAGAAUUGUUAUUUUCACUCCACUGCUCUCCAUCUGCCUCGUUCUGAUUGCAUGUCGCUGUUGCCUGGCAUCGGCGUUCUGCCCUGCGCAGUGUGUUUGUGAAACGCGUCCAUGGUACACCCCUCAGUCAGUGUACCAUCAGGCGAAGACUGUGGACUGUAAUGAACUCCAUCUAAGCAACGUCCCAAGAAACAUAUCCUCUGACACUCAGGUGCUGCUUCUCCAGAGCAACAACAUCUCUGUGGUGACUUCAGAACUGCGGACUCUUGUUAACCUCACCGAGUUGGACCUCUCUCAGAACCACUUUACACAAAUCCGAAAUGUUGGUCUGGGAAACUUAACUCAGCUGGUCACCCUUUACCUGGAGGAGAAUCAAAUCAAAGAACUACCUGAUUUCUGCAUGAAAGAUUUAAUCAGCUUGGAAGAGCUUUAUAUUAACCAUAACCAGAUCUCUUCAAUUGGCCCACAUGCCUUUUCUGGUUUAGGGAACUUGCUUAGGCUCCAUCUAAAUUCAAACAAAUUGGUGGCUAUUGAUAGUCAAUGGUUUGAAACCCUUCCGAACCUGGAGAUCCUCAUGAUAGGUGAGAACCCUAUACUUGGAUUGGAAGACAUGAACUUUCGCCCUCUUGCUAAAUUGCACAGUUUGGUACUAGCUGGCAUGGGCCUCAGGGAAAUACCUUCUGGAGCUUUUCAAGGACUCGAAUACCUAGAGAGUCUGUCAUUUUUUGAUAACAAAUUGACAGAAGUGCCCAGAGAUGCACUGCGUGCUCUGCCGAACCUGAAGUUCCUUGACCUCAACAAGAAUCCGAUUGUGUAUGUGAAGGCGGGUGACUUUCGCGACUUUGCCCACUUGGAAGAGCUCAGCGUGAACAACAUGGAGGAGCUUGUGGCUGUGGAAAGAAAUGCAUUUUCAAACCUCCCACAGAUGGUCAAGUUGGAGGUUUACAACAACCCUCGUCUGUCCUACAUCGACCGCGAAGCUUUCCGCGGCAUGGCUAGCUUGCGCACUUUGCUCUUUCACAACAAUGACCUCACCCUCCUUCCUCGUGACGUUAUAGCCUCCUUCCCCAACCUGGAUGAGGUUAGCAUACACAGCAACCCUCUCAGGUGUGAUUGCCUCGCAAUAUGGGGGCCAAUCUUCGGCAAUCAGUCGAGUCUUAAGCUUCUGGAAUCCAAGCUGACUAUGUGUGCUUCUCCUCCAAACCUGGUAGGGCACGCUCUCCAGAAAAUAGCAUCAACAAAUUGGGAUGCAGCGAGUAACACCUGCCUGCCUGUCAUAUCUCUGAAUAUUUUCCCUCCCAAGCUUAACGUCACAGCUGGCCAGCCUCUGACACUUAACUGCCGCGCUGUGGGUGACCCUGUCCCUCAGUUCUACUGGGUAACCCCUACCGGUGACAAAGUCACCUCAGAAGUGGCAUCACCAGCACUGAAUGAUGGCAACAGUGUCCUGAGAAAGCACAGACUGCAGGACCAGGGUACUCUUGAGAUUCUCCAUGUUGAACCAGAGGAUGCUGGUUUGUAUACAUGUGUGGCAUGGAAUACAGAAGGUGCAGACACCCGGAGUGUCUCUGUGUAUGUGGACAAGACUAACUGGCAUGAUGACCGUCAGAGAGCCACCCAGCAAGGUGGAAAGAACACCACUGGAGCCCUGGUAAUUCUUGCAAAAGUUGUCCAUGCGCAAUCUGUAGUAUUGGAAUGGAAAGUUUACCCAACUAGCCGGGUCUCCACCCAUGAGAUGCAACAACCCAAGUGGCUCAGUGCUACCAUGAGAAUUAACAACCCUCACAUUAGCUACACCGCAAAGGUCCCGGUGGAUGUUCAAGAAUACAACCUGACGCACCUGUUGCCCUCAACAGAGUACCAAGUCUGCUUGACCAUGGCAUCAACAGAGCAGCAAACUCAGCAGUCCUGCAUCAAUAUCACCACCAAAGAAGCCAGCUUUGCUGUAGAGAUAGUUGCCCAACCAAGCAAUGUUGCCCUGGCAGCAGUGAUGGGCUCCAUGUUUGCCAUCUGUAUCAUGGCGUUGUUGGUUUUCUAUAUGGGAAGACGUAUGAAGCAGAAGUCGUGCCAUCAUUCGUUGAAGAAGUACAUGCAACACGCCACCUCGAUUCCCCUGAAUGAGCUCUACCCACCUCUCAUCAACCUGUGGGAAAACGAAACUGAGAAAGAGAAAGAAGGCUCGGUUGACCCUCACAGCUCACAGAUAGACACCUCAAAGACAUACAUGUGGUAGUUUGGUACAGGAUCAAUAGAAAAGACAUUAAGAGACACUUUAAACAAAGUAUGUUUGGUGCUGUACAUAGACGAUAAUUGUACGUAGUUACUCACUAAGAUGUCAUUGUGAAAGAUGUAUUUUUAGACUGUAUACCCCUCUAUAACUGGAACAACUCUCUACUUAUUCGGGUAUUCGGGUUGUGAAGAGGUUAUAUACAGAGUAGAUAAAUUUUUUUUAAGUGCCCAGCCAAACACACCCCUGCAAUAAUCUUGCAUUACAUUUCUGUCAGCGGUUUUAACAUUUAGCAUGCGAAUAUCUUAAAUAAUAAUUGCAUUAUUUACAAGGUGGUAUCUAAAAGUUUGGAGACUCGCUCCGUUUACAAGAAAGUACUUAUUACCUUCAAAAUAGUCCCCUUGCAAGAAAUACAGCGCUACCAGCGUUACUGCCACCUCUGGAAUGCGUCCUGGAAGUCUUCUUUUUGAAGCGUGUCAAGCGCCUUCUGAGAUUCACGCUGCAUCUCCGCAAUGGUGUCAAAAGGCCGACCUUCAAGCUGGAUCUUCAUCGAAGUCCCGAGUAGGGUGGCUGCGGAAGUGAGAUCAUGUUGCGCUCUGUGACUGUGCGUGCAGCCUUGUGCUGCCAUCUGUUGGCGUGUUACAAAAAUAGUCCCAGAAAUUCUUGAUGCCACCUCGUAUCGUCAUAGAAACAUUAAUAUUAGUCACGGGUCCGAACCGAAACCUUAUUGUCACUGCGCAGGCUGUAGUCCGGGUUGCGUAUUUUGGAUUUCUUGCAUGUGUUUUUUGCAUGAUGUUUAAUUUCGUUCUUAAAAAGUACCUUCGUUUUUCCUCACAUCUCAAAAUACAACGAUGUGAGAAGGUGGAACGCACACACCUUCACCAAUUCGCACCUUCACGUCUGUAUCCAUUUUUCAAAGAAUUUCACAAAACCCCUCUGCCAGCUGUUGUAGGAAAAUAGUUGUUACCUGCGAAUUAAUUCGCUGUUGAGCAUAAUUAAUAACUGCAACAGCAACAAUGCAGCUAUAUUUCUUCACCUUUUACUUUUGGAUCUCACUUUUGAACUGGGUCUUUUGGAAUGUAGAUAUUUUUACUGUUAUGCAUUCUUUUUUUUUCACUUGGUAGGUUUAAUCAGGUUUUUAUGCAGACACCUGGUGUCGUUUAUGUAUCUCCAAUAUCACAUAUAAAAAAAAAACAGUGCUCACAUCUAAAAAUCAUGGGAUCCUGACACAAAUACAGUGUUGUUUUGGCUUUAAACUCCAGCACAAAGAAUUGAAUUUUAUCAGCUUUUUUUUAGAAGCUAUGUGCUUUUCCCCCAUAAUCCUUCAACACUACAACUCAGUGUAAAUAAUCACCAAAUUGUGAGUGUUUCAACACGUCCCCAACACUUUCCCGAAUCAGUAUACAUUCGUUUAUAGUUGAAGACGUUUAUUUCGUUGAGAGAAGACAGAGAAGCACCACAGAACGUGGUCUGAAACACAAAACAUUAUCCGCUGUAUAUCUCAAGACAGGGAGAGCUAGUGAACUCGAGGCAGAAGGCCAACUCAAGGCAGAG
Molecule: messenger RNA, 4109 nt
Organism: Silurus meridionalis
Lineage: Eukaryota; Metazoa; Chordata; Actinopteri; Siluriformes; Siluridae
Exons: 2
Coding region: 324-2561 (745 amino acids)
Molecular function (GO): protein binding
Source: RefSeq, a predicted model, not a curated record